Molecule: messenger RNA, 3107 nt
Organism: Indicator indicator
Lineage: Eukaryota; Metazoa; Chordata; Aves; Piciformes; Indicatoridae
Gene: TOP3A
Product: DNA topoisomerase III alpha
Exons: 19
Coding region: 1-3048 (1015 amino acids)
Biological process (GO): DNA topological change
Cellular component (GO): nucleus; chromosome
Molecular function (GO): DNA topoisomerase type I (single strand cut, ATP-independent) activity; DNA binding; zinc ion binding
Source: RefSeq, a predicted model, not a curated record
AUGAACUUUCAAGCGAGGCUCUUGGCCAGCUGUGGGGUCAGGAUGCUGCCGCAGCCCUGGCGGUUCUUCUCCCGGGCUGCAGAGGACGUGGCAUGGCAGAGGAUCCGGAAGGUCCUGUGCGUAGCUGAGAAGAACGAUGCUGCCCGAGGGAUUGCAGAACUGCUCUCCAACAGCAGGAUGCGACGGCGAGAAGGGUUUUCCAAGUUCAACAAGAUCUAUGAAUAUGACUACCAGAUGUUUGGCCAGAACGUUACAAUGGUGAUGACAUCUGUGUCAGGACAUCUACUGGCUCAUGAUUUUAAGAUGCCCUUUCGCAAAUGGCACAGCUGCAACCCUCUAGCUCUUUUUGAUGCUGAAAUUGAGAAGUAUUGCCCUGAAAACUACGUGGACAUCAAGAGAACUCUUGAACGAGAAGUGCAGCAGUGUCAGGCACUGGUGAUCUGGACUGACUGUGAUCGAGAAGGAGAGAACAUUGGCUUUGAGAUCAUCCACGUCUGCAGAGCUGUAAAGCCAAGCCUGCAGGUGUUCCGAGCCCGUUUCUCAGAGAUCACACUUCAUGCAGUCAGGACAGCCUGCGAGAACCUCACCCACCCUGAUCAAAAAACCAGCGACGCCGUGGACGUCAGGCAGGAGCUGGACCUCAGGAUAGGUGCUGCCUUCACCAGAUUCCAGACGCUGCGGCUCCGGAAGAUCUUCCCUGAUAUUUUAGCAGAUCAGCUGAUCAGCUACGGCAGCUGCCAGUUCCCAACCCUGGGCUUUGUGGUUGAACGCUUCAAAGCCAUCCAGGCUUUCGUUCCUGAAGCCUUCUAUAAAAUUAAAGUUACUCAUGAUCAGGAAGAUGGCAGCGUGGUCUUCAACUGGAAGAGGAACAGACUCUUCAAUCACACAGCGUGCCUGGUUCUUUACCAGAUGUGUAUGGAGGAUCCAGUAGCAACUGUUGUUGAGGUUGCCAGCAAGCCAAAGAGCAAGUGGAGACCUCUGCCCCUGGACACUGUGGAACUUGAGAAGUUAGCUUCCCGCAAACUGAAAAUAAAUGCGAAGGAAACCAUGAGAAUAGCAGAAAAACUUUAUACCCAGGGGUUCAUUAGCUACCCUCGAACUGAGACCAACAUUUUCCCCAAGGAGCUGAACCUCUCUGCCUUAAUACAACAGCAGACACAGGACCCGAACUGGGGGGCAUUUGCACAGAGGAUUCUGGAUCAGGGUGGGCCAACUCCUCGGAGUGGAGCCAAGUCAGAUCAGGCUCACCCUCCCAUUCACCCCACAAAGUACACUGCUAGCCUUCAGGGCAAUGAGCAGAGGUUGUAUGAAUUCAUUGUGCGCCAUUUUCUGGCUUGCUGCUCCGAAGAUGCCAAGGGACAGGAGACAACUGUGGAGAUUGACAUUGCCAACGAACGAUUCAUCGCUCAGGGACUCAUGAUCCUGGCCCGAAAUUAUUUGGAGGUCUAUCCCUAUGAGAAGUGGAGUGACAAGGUUAUCCCAGUGUAUCAGAAAGGGUCUCGCUUUCAGCCCACUACAGUGGAGAUGGUGGAUGGGGAAACCAGCCCUCCAUUGCUCCUCACAGAAGCGGAUCUCAUUGCUCUCAUGGAGAAACAUGGCAUUGGGACGGAUGCCACUCAUGCCGAGCACAUUGAGACCAUCAAGACACGGAUGUACGUUGGCCUCACAGCGGAUCAGCGCUUCCUGCCCGGCCACCUGGGCAUGGGGCUGGUAGAAGGUUAUGAUUCCAUGGGCUAUGAGAUGUCGAAGCCUGACCUUCGAGCUGAGCUGGAGGCUGAUCUGAAACUGAUCUGUGAGGGGAAGAAAGACAAAUCUGUAGUGUUGCAGCAGCAGGUUCAAAAGUACAAGCAAGUCUUCAUCGAAGCUGUGGCCAGAGCCAACAAGCUGGACCAGGCCCUGGCUCAGUAUUUUGGAGAAGCUGCAGAAAUUGUAGAGCAAGAGGAGGUCUACCCAGCAACACCUGCUGCCAUCCGGAAGUGUCCACAGUGCAACAACGACAUGGUCUUGAAGACCAAGAAGAAUGGCGGGUUCUAUCUCAGCUGCACAGGCUAUCCAGCUUGCAAAUCUGCAGUUUGGUUUCCUGAUUUCGUGCUGGAUGUGACCAGGGAUGAGAGCAUCUGUGAUGUGUGUAAACCACAUCCAGUUCACAGGCUGAAGUUCAAAUUCAAGAGAGGCAGCGUUCCCCCCAUCGUGCCCCUGGAGCUAGUUGGCUGCAUCGGAGGCUGCGAUGAGAUGCUAAAGGAGCUCCUGGACCUGAAGUACUCACAGAAGCCGUCCAUGCCCGCAGCGUCAGCCAGCCAGCCAGCUCAUCACCUGCAGGCCAACAGCUCCAUUAACAGAGCUAGUGGUGAAAACAGGCCUGUGAGGGGGACCACAAACCAGACAGCAGGACACCUGCUCCUCACCAGCUCAACGAGGCCACCCAGGCCUGCUCCUCCGGCUGCCGGGAACGACGCAGUGAUGUGCAACUGUGGGAAGGAAGCCCUGCUCCUGACAGUGCGCAAAGAAGGCCCCAACCAGGGCAGGCAGUUCUACAAGUGCAGUGCCAGCACCUGCAACUUCUUCCUCUGGGCUGAUCAGCAGGCAGAGGACAGAAGCAGGGCGGCUCCACGGCACUCUGCACAGCCCCAGCCCUUGGCAGGAGGGGGCCCAGCAGGAUUGCAGCGCCCGGGAGGAGGGAGAGGCCCAGAGCCCUUUGGAAGCAGCAGCUCUGAUCUGGGAGGCAGCACAGUCUGCAACUGUGAGCAGCCAGCUGUCACACGCACGGUGCAGAAGGAGGGGCCCAACAAGGGGAGGCAGUUCCACACUUGCCCCAAGCCCCGGGAGCAGCAGUGUGGCUUCUUCCAGUGGGCAGAUGAAAAUGUGGCACCAGGGCCUUCUGGAGAUGUCUCCGUAAACUUUGGGCCCAGUGGAUACUCAAGAGGGUUGGGAAGUAAAGCCAAGAGACCAGACAAUUUCUCCUCAGGAGGCACUGCCAAGAAACCACGGACCUGUGGCAUCUGCCACCAGCCUGGCCACACUAGGAAAACCUGCCCUCAGAACCACUGAGCCUGGAAGAACCUCUCAAGAGCUUGAAAGGGCCAGGGUUGGGAGCUGCUACAGGGACA